UUCAACCCACGUACACAAAACUUCCACCUGGACCGAUUCUCACCUCUGUAUGGUUGCUUUAGAGAAAUACCUUAAAAUUAUUAGUUUAAUCAAUAGCUCGAGAAGUACAGUACUUUCAAUAUUGCUAAGUCAUAAGUGAUAUUGAACGUGUCUGUCAUUUAUUUUUCUUAGAUUUGAUAGCAGAGAAGAAGCUAGGCCUAGGCCCCUCUUCCCUCGCAGCUUAACAAUACAUCAACAACGCAGCCGAGCCGCGCCAGCCUGGCAAGUGUCAGAGUAGCGGAGGCGCGACCAACAUGGACAGUCAAGGAUUUUACCCAAGUAACUACGGUGAAUCGCCGUACGACAACCAGCAGCAGUAUGGUCAAACAGGCUACGAUAUGGGAGAAGCAUCCCCAUAUGAAUCACAACAGCAAAUAAGCUAUGGCUACUCUCAGCAAGGCUAUGGACAAGUGGGUGCAUAUACAGGUCAAAUCAUGACCCCUGAACCAAUCCCUGAUCAAGAUACUGGUGGAUACACAGAUGGCUUUGAUGAUGAGCCACCCCUGCUUGAAGAACUUGGAAUCAAUUUUGACCACAUUUAUUCAAAAACACUGACAGUUUUGAACCCCCUCAGGCAGACUUCAGCAGAGGCUGUGAAUGACUCAGACUUAGCUGGGCCACUUGUGUUUGCAUUUGCCUUUGGAGGAACAUUGCUACUUGCUGGGAAAGUGCAUUUUGGUUAUAUUUAUGGAAUUGGUGGUGUGGGAUGUGCAGCAAUGUGGGUGUUACUGAACAUGAUGAGUUUCACUGGCGUGUCUGCCGGCUGCAUCAUCAGCGUCCUUGGCUACUGCCUCUUACCAAUGGUGUUCUUGUCAGGAGUUGCCAUCCUUGUAUCAUUAGAGACGUUGUUGGGGACAUUUAUAUCGUUAGCGGCAAUAGGUUGGUGUAGCUGGUCUGCGUCUAAGCUGUUCGUCACUGCCCUCGCCAUGGACUCACAGCAGCUUCUCGUGGCUUACCCAUGUGCAUUACUCUACGGAGUCUUUGCCCUCAUCACAAUAUUUUGAAACUAUUACACUCGUUUUUUUUCAUGCAACACCAUAAUUUUAUCUUGAAUCAAAUGAAAGUUUGUAUUCAACAAAUU
This is a messenger RNA of Anneissia japonica, 1120 nucleotides long. Its product is annotated as protein YIPF5-like. Gene Ontology annotation, biological process: vesicle fusion with Golgi apparatus; endoplasmic reticulum to Golgi vesicle-mediated transport. The coding region runs from base 294 to 1043 and encodes 249 amino acids. The transcript has 6 exons. The record is from RefSeq and is a predicted model, not a curated record. Gene Ontology annotation, cellular component: membrane; trans-Golgi network. NCBI's taxonomy places the organism in Eukaryota, Metazoa, Echinodermata, Crinoidea, Comatulida, Comatulidae.